AUUUUUCUCCACCAGAGACACACCAAACCCUCAAGGGGAUAAUUAGAAUCUAUAGCAUCAGUUCACAGAUCUGUAGUCCAAUUUCCUCCAUUUAGAAACCCUAGCCCUAACCCUAGUUUUUUCUGAAGAGAAUUCUCUAAUGGCCACCGCCGACGAGCCAAUGCUACCCAUCGAAUCAGAGGCUGAGCAGCCCGCCGUUGAGGAGGCUGUUAAGGAAGAAAUUCCUCCGCCGCAAUCGGCCAAAACCAAAGCGAAGAAAGUCGCUGCCCCCAAGAAGCGUUCCUCGGCCACUCACCCUCCUUACUUUGAGAUGAUUAAGGAUGCGAUCGUGGAGUUGAAGGAGAGGACUGGAUCGAGUCAGUACGCGAUUGCUAAGUUGAUUGAGGAUAAGCAUAAGAAUCUGCCGUCGAAUUUCAGAAAGCUUUUGCUCGUUCAAUUGAAGAAGCUUGUGGCUAAUGGAAAGCUCAAUAAGGUGAAGAAUUCGUACAAGCUCCCGCCGCUUCGUUCUUCCAAAUCGGCUGCUGUUGCUGCGCCGCCGGCCAAGAAGGCGGCGGCUCCUGCUGCUAAGACGAAAGCGAAGCCAAAAGCUGCCGCUUCGAAGGAGAAAAAGGUUACCCCUUCGAAACCUAAGCCGAAGGCUAAAUCUCCUGUUGCUGCGAAAGCUAAGCCAGCGGCUAAGGCGAAGCCGGUUGCAAAGGCCAAGCCAGUUGCAAAGGCCAAACCUGUUGUAAAGGCCAAGCCGGCUGCAAAGGCGAAGCCAGCUGCGAAGGCCAAGCCAGCAGCCAAAGCUAAGCCGGCUGCGAAGCCGAAGGCUGCGACCCCUGUGAAGGCGAAGGCUGCGCCAAAGAGGAAGGCGCCGGAGAAGUCAUUGGUUGAGAAAAAACCACCGGCGAAGGCCCAAAGGACGUCAACGAGGUCAACGCCGGGCAAGAAGGCGGCGGCUGCUCCUGUGAAGAAAUCUCCGACACCGAAGAAGGUAACGCCGGCGAAGAAGGCGCCUGCCAAGACUGUGAAGUCAAAGGCUGUCAAGUCCCCGGCGAAGAAGGCUGCGGCGAAGAAGGGGAAGAAGUAAAGUAGUGUUCGUGAUCGGAGGGGUAGUUUGGGAAAUAUAAUGUUGUAGGGACAGUAUUGUAAUUAGCAAUGAUAGAACCGGAUUCCUUUCUUUUUUCCCCAAUUUUAGCCUUUCUUACAGUCUUGGGUUUUUCUUUUAAUUUUCUUUUUUUGAUUUAGGGAUUUGAAAAAAAAGAAAAAAUGAGUGAUUGUAACAAAAAAAAUCAAAUCUUUUGGAAAAUGAUCAGUAGAGUUUUCUUCAU
Molecule: messenger RNA, 1313 nt
Organism: Erythranthe guttata (spotted monkey flower)
Lineage: Eukaryota; Viridiplantae; Streptophyta; Magnoliopsida; Lamiales; Phrymaceae
Biological process (GO): nucleosome assembly; chromosome condensation; negative regulation of DNA recombination
Cellular component (GO): nucleosome; nucleus
Molecular function (GO): nucleosomal DNA binding; structural constituent of chromatin; double-stranded DNA binding
Source: RefSeq, a predicted model, not a curated record